Molecule: messenger RNA, 982 nt
Organism: Hibiscus syriacus
Lineage: Eukaryota; Viridiplantae; Streptophyta; Magnoliopsida; Malvales; Malvaceae
Product: F-box protein SKIP28
Cellular component (GO): cytoplasm
Molecular function (GO): protein binding
Source: RefSeq, a predicted model, not a curated record
AUGGAGAUUGUAGGAACCAUGGAACUUGCUCCCCUUUCACAUGAGGAAUCCAGUUCUUCAGGGUUACCCCAUGAUGCUUUGUUUAUUGUCUUGGCGUACCUUCCAUUAUUUGAGCUUCUUUCCAUGAGUCGAGUUUGCAGGUCGCUGCAAGAAGCAGUGGAAAACGACGUACUGCCAUGGCUAAACAUAAUCGUCGAAAAGCCGCUCAACUUUCGGUUAUCGGAUGAGAUUCUGAUGAAAAUUGCUUCCAAGGCAAAUGGUAGGCUAAAAACAUUGACUCUCAUGUUCUGUGCCAAAAUUACAGAUGAUGGGCUUCAAAGGGUCAUCGACCAUAACCCUCAUAUCAGUAAGCUGCAUAUACCAGGUUGCACUGGUUUGACCCCUAAUGGAGUAAUAACAGCAGUACAGAAGCUAUCUGAUUGCCAACACAGCCUAAAAAGCCUUCAGGUAAACGGCAUCGCCAACAUGAAGAAAGAACAUCUCGAAAGGAUUCAAUAUUACCUUCAAACAAAACCGAAACUGCAGCUGGUUCAGCCAAGGAGACAGCCUUUGCUAUAUCAUAAUUACAGAAAGUUUCAAGCAUACAGAUGGGAAGAACAUGGCAGGGUUAUUGAUGUGGAAAUAUGUCCCAAGUGCAACGAAGUACGGGUUCUUUUCGAUUGUCCUAGGAGAUUGCAAAAGGAGCGAUACGAUUCAAUAACCAGUUGUCGGAUGUGCGUGUUUUGCGUUCCGAGGUGUGAAGAAUGCGGGAAGUGUGUUGAAAAUGAAGACUUGGAAGAGACUGUUUGUGCUGAUACCCUUUGCUCAGAUUGUUGGAUUCAGCUUUCCAAAUGUAAUUUCUGUAAUAAACCAUGUUGUAACCAACAUAGCAACAUGAAGUUAAUGUCGACCGGUUCGAUAGGGUGGGUUUGCAGCGUUUGUCAUGAUAAAUACGAUGAUCUUUGAAUAAAUCUAUCCCAGAGCCGAGUUACCACACGGCCCC